Westerdykella ornata is the source of this 1040-nucleotide messenger RNA. RefSeq lists its product as uncharacterized. Bases 341 to 928 code for a protein of 195 amino acids. The record is from RefSeq and is a predicted model, not a curated record. Lineage: Eukaryota; Fungi; Ascomycota; Dothideomycetes; Pleosporales; Sporormiaceae. The transcript has 2 exons.
ACAGUCCGCCACACGAGAUUCCGAUCAGCGAGUGGACGCGUCUUCCGAUUCCUCCCAGCACCGUAUCUAUCAGGGUUACGGAGUAGUCGCAGUGCUUCGACAGUGUUGUUGCUCUGUUCUCCUGGCCGUCGGCGAUGCCCCAGAGCGAGCACCCAGCGUCCAGACUUCUGCCGGCGAGGUGGUACAAAACGUCUGGCGAUGAUUUAUUUCCAAACGCUUCCUUUUCCUUUUCCAUGAGGGUCCAACGAGGCCACGCCUGCCCCUGCAGCGGAGCGAGGUUAGGGCCAGGGGUUGUGCUGGACCCGACGAAUCAGACGUCAGGAGUGAAAUGCCCAAGUGAAUGCUACCCCUGGGCGCCCUUAGCAUAUCCGUCUUUUGCUUAGCCCCUUUGGUGUGCCGUCCACCGUCCACCGUCGAACGGCCAGGGCCAUCUCCAACCCUUGCACCCCAGACUCAGGGCACGCCGCUGCUGCUCCCUCUCGCUGCCCACGCUCCCAGACGGGUGCCACUCCAGCUCCUUUCACCAGCCUGCUGCAAGUGUUGCAACCUUUGCAUCGUCCGCUCCCUUACCGGUCCCUCUCCCCUCGGCCACCCACGAGACGCUUGCCGCCGCCUGUUGAAUUGUAUGCACCGCUGUGCUGCGCUGCUCGACAUCUCUUCACGACCCUUCCCCCCUCGGACCUCUUCGAUAGAGCCCUUCCACCGCUCCCCCUGUGUAAUAUUGUCGGUGCGGGAUUGCUGUCUCAACCUGCGGCGACUUCCAGAGUCAGUGUUGCAGAACAUCUGUUUUUGCUUCGACCCCCUUGGCUCGACGCCCUUCGACGCGCCACGACAUCUCCUUUCGUUUGCGCGUCUUCUCCCCUCGGUGCUUCCAUUGACUUGGCUCGUCGUUUCGCUCUCUUGCCUAUCCUUCUCAGCGCCGGCGUAAAACCAUAACAGGUGUACCCACCUUUCUCGACUCUCGCAAUUGACGUCUUUCUCGCUUGGACGGCUUGCUGGCGAUAAGGGACCCUCCAGUUUCGUCAUGAGGACACAUUUGG